AUGAGUCAUGAAACUCCAUCUGGUUGGGAUGAUUUAGAACCUUUUUGUCAGUCGUAUGGGUUGUAUUUGAAGCCCUUUGCUCGUCUGAAUAUUUCAAUAUGUUUGCCGAAAUUGAAACAACCUGGUCAGUCGAUUUCAAACUGGGACCUCAUGGAGAAAAUUAGAAAAGCUAUCAAGCCAAUUGAACUAAUUUCGAUCAAAGUCACGACAAGUACGCUUGAUUUAGUUCGCUUCGAAGCAGAAUCACCUAGUCGGAAAGCUUUGUCGAAAGUAAUCAAGUCGCUUGAUGGAUAUUCGUUAAAGGUUUUUGGUUUUAUUGAAGCGUUGAAAGUUCGUGCAGGUGAAGCAAAAUCAAAUUUUCCGACUAGAUAUGAUUGGGAUGAGUUUUUUCGAAAUGCAAAAGGAAUGGAUGAACUGAAACCUGGAGAGCGACCAGAUACAAUUUAUCUUGCUAAACUACCUGUUCACUGGUUCAAAAAGAAGCAAACCGAUGACCUUCCGAGUGAAGAUAUAUUAAAAAAAAUUUUUCAACAGUUUGGAUCUGUACGAUGUGUAGAUAUUCCAAUUUGUGACCCAUACAGAAAAAAAAUGUCCCCAUCUAUAUCAGGUAUUCGAAAUAGUGGAUUCACUUUCGGAGAGGAAGUGUUAUUCGAAGCAUAUAUUCAAUUUUCUGAAUAUAUUUCAUUUGUGAGAGCAAUGGAUGGCUUGCGCAAUAUGAAAUUGGUGAAGAGGAUGGAUGAUGAUAAUUUGUUUGAAACUUCUAUACAAGUAGGCAUGGUCGAUUUUGAUAAAUCGAGGCACCUUUCGGAUGAAUCGAUUCGAGAACGGGCGGUUGAACGUGAAAAAUUAAUUAAACUGGAACGUGACAGGCUUUUUGAACUGCAGAAGAAGGAACAAGAAGAAAAUGCAAGAAAAUUAGCAGAGGAGCAAAUGAGGGAAAAGCGGCGGUUGGAAAGAGAAGAAAAACGUCGAUUGAAACGCCAAGAAGAAAAAAGAUUGAUGGAAGAACGCAGAAUGCAAGAAAUUGCAUUUGAGCAGCGUAAAUUGUUGGAACAAAAGCGAUGCAUGGAAUCGAAGAGACUUUUGGUAGAUCUUGGCCGUCGCAUUCAGGCUAGACUAAUAGAACGAAGAAAAAAUGAAGUGUGUAAAAUAGUCCAAAAGGGAACAUGUGAAACUGACCAUCAUGAAACAAAUGUGGAAGCGGAUCUAAGGCAGUCUUUGUUGCAAGAACAAGAAAUUCGUUUACGGAAGCGAAUUGAAGCAAAAAUGAUGUUGAGGCUCGAAAAAGGUUCCCGGCAAAGAAAUGGAAGUGCCUUGGAGGAGAAUUAUGAGAAUCAAAAAAAGUUGAGGAGGCAAGAAUAA
This is a messenger RNA of Dracunculus medinensis (Guinea worm), 1362 nucleotides long. Lineage: Eukaryota; Metazoa; Nematoda; Chromadorea; Rhabditida; Dracunculidae. The record is from the annotation of a GenBank genome assembly.